Xenopus tropicalis (tropical clawed frog) is the source of this 2363-nucleotide messenger RNA. It is a transcript of the gene acvr1c, whose product is annotated as activin A receptor type 1C. Gene Ontology annotation, cellular component: membrane; plasma membrane. Gene Ontology annotation, biological process: cell surface receptor protein serine/threonine kinase signaling pathway. Gene Ontology annotation, molecular function: kinase activity; nucleotide binding; protein serine/threonine kinase activity. The transcript has 9 exons. Bases 48 to 1661 code for a protein of 537 amino acids. The record is from RefSeq and is a predicted model, not a curated record. NCBI's taxonomy places the organism in Eukaryota, Metazoa, Chordata, Amphibia, Anura, Pipidae.
GCGGCCAGCCGAAGUGGGCGGGGCCUGGCUGCUGCCGCUGCUGCUGGAUGGGAUCAGUGUGUACAAAGUGCCGGGGAACUGAAGUCCUGCUGCGCUUUACAGCUCCGCCAUCCCAGCACCGGGGGGGAAGCCAGCUUGCCCAGCAGGGGCCGAGAUACUGCUUGUGCCGAUGUGGGGGCAACAUGCCGGGGGCCGGGCUCCUUACCCUGGGCGCUGCUCUGAUCCUGCUCUCCGCCGCUUCUCUCUGCUCAGGUCUGAAGUGUGUGUGCCUGCUGUGUGAGAACACAAACUACACGUGUCAGACAGAAGGGGCCUGUUGGACGUCUGUGAUGCUCACCCAUGGGAAGGAGGAGGUGCUGAAAUCCUGUAUCUCGCUGCCCGAGUUUAAAGCUCAGGUUUUCUGCCACAGUUCAAACAAUAUCACUAGGACCGAGUGUUGCCUGUCUGAUUUCUGUAACAAUAUAACACUCCGACUGCCGGCAGUGACUCCGGGAGUGUCCCACAUGGGCCAUGUGGAGCUGACGGUGAUCGUCACUGUUUCUAUAUGCCUCUUGUCAGUAGUCAUAAUGGUAACUGCAUAUGUCUGCCAGGAGCGCUACUGUGCUAAGAACAAAGCCCGGCGCCAAUGUGUUGAGGAGCCUCUUACAGAAUGCCCCCUGGAUAUUGCUGGGAAAUCACUAAAAGACCUUAUUUAUGACAUGACUACUUCUGGAUCUGGGUCAGGUUUGCCUCUGCUGGUCCAAAGGACUAUUGCAAGGACUGUUGUCAUUCAGGAACUUGUUGGCAAGGGACGAUUUGGGGAAGUUUGGCGUGGAAAGUGGUGCGGGGAAGAUGUGGCUGUAAAGAUCUUCUCCUCUAGGGAUGAAAGGUCCUGGUUCCGGGAGGCAGAGAUAUAUCAGACGGUUAUGCUAAGGCAUGAAAAUAUCCUUGGCUUUAUUGCUGCUGAUAAUAAAGAUAAUGGCACUUGGACCCAGCUGUGGCUUAUAUCGGAAUUCCAUGAACAGGGCUCCUUGUUUGAUUAUUUAAACUGCAACACUGUAACUAUAGGCGGAAUGAUGAAACUGGCGUUGUCUGUAGUCAGUGGGCUGGCUCACCUACACAUGGAAAUUGUUGGUACUCAAGGGAAACCAGCCAUUGCACACAGAGAUCUGAAAUCCAAAAAUAUUCUAGUGAAGAAGAACGAGACGUGUUGCAUUGCAGAUCUAGGUCUGGCGGUCAAACAUGAUUCCAUAACUAAUACAAUAGAUAUCCCUCAGAAUCCUAGGGUAGGGACCAAAAGGUAUAUGGCUCCGGAAUUGCUGGACGAUUCAAUAAACACAUAUCACUUUGACUCGUUCAAAUGCUCAGACAUCUAUUCCCUUGGCCUGGUGUACUGGGAGAUCGCCAGGAGAUGUUCCGUGGGAGGAGUUGUUGAUGAAUACCAGUUGCCUUAUUAUGACAUGGUGCCUUCGGACCCUUCUUUGGAAGACGUGAGGAAGGUGGUCUGUGAGCAGAAGUUGCGACCCAGCAUACCAAACCAGUGGCAGAGUUUUGAAGCUCUGCGAAUCAUGGGCAGAAUAAUGCGGGAAUGUUGGUACGCCAACGGCAAGGCCCGGCUGACCGCCCUCCGCAUCAAGAAGACCAUCUCUCAGCUUUGUGUGGAGGAGGAUUACAAGCUGUAAAAGGGCAAGCUCCCCCAGGGUACACAGACUGAGAGCGCUGUACUGGGGUCGGCUCGUAGCCUGUGUUUGUUCUACCUCAGAAGUAGCAAGUGCCAGACGGACGUACUGAGAGAUGGCUCUGAAGGCAGCUUCUUGGUGACUGCGGUUCGUAAGCGGCUGAUGGACUGACUUUUUUUAUGGUAUUAUUGGGAAAUGUAUUUGCUUGAGAAAUAUGAUCAGAUAUAUUUUAGUACAUUGAACCGGCAAUGGCCUUGAAGCUCCAAUUACCCCCAACACCUUCAAGAAGGAAAUUUGCUUACAGGACCUUUGUAAUGGGCCCCAUUAUUUAUAUUGAAACCAAAAUAGCACAGUCCAACCUAAGGCCCUUCUGGUGCUGCAGGUUGGGCAGUUGAUAUCAACAGUCGCCAUCUUGCCCUACUAUCGCCAUUUUACUCUGAUCCUAUAGCUGCUAACCUCCAACUCUCUAAUUAGCAAUUUCUGCUCUUUGUUACCACACCCCGUGCAGGGCCUUGGACAGUUACCCCAUGUCGCGUCUUCUACAGACCACUCUGCACACUGUUUCCAAUGAAAAUCAGAGGAUACUAGGCUAUAGCACCCUGGUUCAGUGGCAGGGUGCCAGUUAGGGUAAAAUUUGGGGUCAACUUGUCUUUUAGAUAUACCUCAUUUAGGGUGAGAUUUGGGGGUAAAAACAUAUUUGCUGAA